UGUUUACAAUGUCACAAGAAUUUAUAAUAGAAAAUGGUGAUCAACAAAAUUUGCAUAACAAAAAUGUUGAAAAUGAUCAAACCAAUGCAUCCGAUACUGAAAAGGCCGACAUAUUAAUGCAUUCAGAAGACACACGGCAACCACUCAUUUAUUUAGAUGAUGAUACUUUGAAGUUAAAUAAACAUAUUGAAGAAAGAAUUCGAAAUUUACAAAAGACAAUGUUAUCCUUAAAAAGUGCGUUAACAGAGGAGAAAGAAGCUUGGAGACGGGAAAUAGAAGAAAUGGCUCAGUUAUAUAAGCAUAAUGAAUGUGAUUGUGAAUCAUAUGUAUCUCCAUGUAUUACAGAUUCCGAUAAUGACAUUAAUUAUUAUCCUGAGUUAACUGUCAGUGAAUCUGUUAUGGACUACGAGCAAAAAUUAUCAAUGUAUCAAAGAACAUUAAAAGCGGCUCAAUAUGGAAAACGGUAUCAAUUAAGAAGGCAAUUGGCUGCAAGCGCUUAUAAAAGACGUUUGCUAGAAGUUGAAAACAUGUGCAAUUUAGAAUUAUUGCGAGUAAAACAAAGUGUUCAAUUUUUACAACCACUUCAGCAGCUUGCCUCUGAAUGGGAUUUUCGACACUCGGGAGAAUCAGGAGAUGGAAAUAUGAAAUUUUCGUUAGAUGAUAAUCCAUCCAAUAUUUCAAGUUCCACUUCACAGGCAAAUUUCCAAGAAAAAACUAAUGAAUUCACAAAUGACACACCACCAAUCGAAUGUAUCGGAAGUAUUAUUUACGAUGAAAUGGCUAAACUAGCAAUGGCUAUAAAUAAGCCAAUCAAUUUUAACAGUAAGACCAAAGAACUAUUAACAAAAACUGAAGAGUCUACGUCAACCAUUGAACAAUCUCAGUCUGCUGUUUGGGGUAAUGAUUCGAAUAAUGUAUCAUCUACCAGUACCGUGGGUAGUUUACCAUAGAACUUUUUCCAUUAUUCAAAAUUUUAAUAUGUUCAUUUGUCGUUUUUUUGUAAUAAG
Chrysoperla carnea is the source of this 1007-nucleotide messenger RNA. RefSeq lists its product as uncharacterized. Lineage: Eukaryota; Metazoa; Arthropoda; Insecta; Neuroptera; Chrysopidae. Bases 9 to 950 code for a protein of 313 amino acids. The transcript is spliced from 3 exons. The record is from RefSeq and is a predicted model, not a curated record.